AAAAGUGGACAAAAGGCAACUGGUGCUAGAUCGUGUUGGGACAGGGCUAAUCGAGCAAUAUGAUAGUUAAAAGGCCCCGGCGCAGUAUCAGUUUUAUAAACGCUUUUCAAUCACUGUCUUUGGGGACCUUAUCAUAAAGCCUUGAUUGUGUUCCGGCAACCCUUCGGCCUUUCUGAACUUAACUUCUAUAUAAUUGUGACAUAAUUUGUUAUAAUCAUUUCGUCAAUUGGGAAAUUUUGGCGGAAGAUUGAUUUCGAAAGAUGGCUUAUACGAUUUCGGCAUCAAAGACAAGAUAUAAACCGAUCCAAAAACACGAACAACACGAAAUUUCAUUUGCCCCGCAAGGAGUUGAAUGCUUUGUAAAAGUCACAAUGGGGUGUGUUAGCCACAGUUAAAAGCAUAGCAUUGUGAGAAAAGUCCCUUUAUCUAAUUUAAUGAAUUUGAAUAACUUAGAUAAAUAUUUUACCGUCUGUCGCUCAUAUCAGAUCAAAUCAAAUUUUAUAUGGAUUGAGUACAACUUGAGUACAAGUUUUUCUAGCAUGCUCAAGAUGUGUGGAAAACUGUUAUGAAGAAGAUCGCAUUUACCAAUAUAGUUUGCUGCUGCCUUUAUUAUUCUGCGCUGCAAUUUUUUCAAAAGGAACUUUCAGAUCUAUCGGACAGUAAAAUGUCGUUCGUUACGGUGAAGUUUGGAAAUAACCAGAAGGCCCUGUUCAACCCAAACUGCAAGACGGCUGUGCUGCUUGAUGACAUCAAAAAGCGAUGCCAGUGUCACGAUGCUUCAAUUCUAGAUGUGAGUGAUGAAAAGGGCGAAAUCAAAUACCUACAAGACCACAUUCAAGACUACGCGACAGAAAUACUAAAGGGAAGAGAGAUUUUGAUUCUUCUGGAAAUGAGCACAAACAAGGAAACAAAGGAGGUCACAUACUUACCACUAUUAAAGAAUAUGAAGAAACUGUAUCCAAACGUGAUUGAACGAUGGUCAAAUACAACCAACAACAAUGAAGAUCAAGCAAAUGAUGCCAACCAAAAGACAGGGACAACUUCUCAAAGGCAGAGACAUGCUUCUCAAAGCAACAGUUUACAGCCUCAACAGAGAAGUAAAAAGCUUAGUAUGGAGCACCCGAGGCGUAGAGCGAACUCUGAUAGAUCGCCAGUCAAGUCAUUGAAAACUUGAUAGCAUGGUUAUCCUAUAUUUUUAACAAAAGGCAUAUAGAUACAUAAAAAAUGCCUCAAAUCUUGUUAAGAAAAAACUAAACUUACCUAAGCAAAAUGUUCAUGUUAAAGACUCCUUUUUCCAAGUAACUGUUUCCAGCUAACAGGAAAAUUAAAUCAUCCUUUCGAUUCACAUAACGUGGAAUUUUAUUUCGACCUUGUCAGUCUUCAAAGUUUAUGGGGCGGUCUCAACUUGAUCGAUUUGAAUCAAAAAUAGAACUCAAGCCAAAAAAGAGUAAUACGGGGUUGGAAGGUGGAUGUAUUGCUAGGAGGAAGCACUGUUUACAGAGAAGGACCGUAGGUAUUGCCUUUCAAUUUCUUACUCAGAGAACAAACAUCAACAAAUGCAUUCCAUCAAUUAAAAUAAAAAAGAUCCCUCAGAAGACGUUGCCACAUCCCUCAUCAAAUCAGUUCUUGAGACUACAUUCCCUUAAUCACAUGAAGCAACGUUGGGCCGUUGGUGCAUCAGCACAAGUUGCUUCACCUAACCCAUGCAAAAAACCUAAUCUUUGACAUAGCUUAAUAGACUCAAGUACAAGCAGUUUAAAGUUCUGGGCAGGGAAUAGACAAGAAAAGUUCUCUUCUCCCCACCAUAGAGCCGAUGCACCAGUCUUACCUUAGAUACCUAAGAUAUGAGAGGGAAAGAGAAAACAUGACUGAAUUAAGAGCCUAGUCUUUCCUAAACGAAAAAUAACAAGAACUUUGAAAUGAACCCCGUAAUGUAAACAUGCCCUAGCCUAAUACAAUAGAAUGAACAAGGAUUUGAAAAAACACACUACGCUUGAUGUCAAAAAGGGAGGGGUGGACGGGAGACGAGAACAGCGUGGAAACAGCAAACGAAAUAAUCCCGACCCAAAGCAAUGAAAUACACCCAUCUGAGUCAAGUGACUCACACUUUCGUGCAGAAACCCAAGCUACAGAACUCUUUCUUUUCUAUUAUUCCCAAUGGCAUCAAAGAAGCACAUAAAGACUUAAGUACCAAAUUGAAGCACGAGAAUUGACACCCAAAUGCGAUACCCCUAACGAAAUCAAAUUCUACAACGUCCCUCGUGAAAUUAACUCUGAUAAUAUUUAAUUCAAUCAGCAUUUAAAGCACUUUUAUGGAAAGGAAAAAAAGAGUACAUUGUUUUCUUUUUCUUUUUUUAUUUAAAGUUGGUACAAUUUCUAGCUAUGCAUACUCAAGCUAAUUAAAACCAUCUAAUUUAAAUUACCAACGCUAAAUAAAAUAUAAAUCAAAUACAUCCGAUGUUGCUAACGUAUUCCUUGCAAAGAUCACAAGUACAAUUAAACGAUGAAAAUUCUGAGAUUUUUUUCUUGAAUAUUUGUAAAGUAGGGGAGUUCUUUAUCUCAUUUGGAACUGAGUUCCAUAUUUGGCUACAUCUGUAUGAUACGGUAUUAAAUCCAUAUAUUUUGUAAUGUGGCUCCGCUGUUUUGAAUUGGGAGUUUCUUAACAUUCAUUUAUGGAAAAUUCAUGGUGAUGUUGAGCACAUGCAAGGUUGAAUUUUUUCAUGAAAUUUCAAUCCAGAUCAACCUAGCAGUUGACAGUGUCCGGAAACUAUGGCAAUUCGUAAAGUGACCUAGAAUAACUCUUUUUAAUUUUAUUUGACAUUGUUAGUUGUUAGAAACAUUUAUUAUUUCAUUUUUGAUGCCAAUAUUAUAGUAAAUAUUGGUAUAAUGAGAUAUCAUUAAAUAGUAUCAUUAAUUAUCAUUCAAUUGACAAUGCCUAGUUCGUGAUGAAUGUUUUCUUUUUAAACCACAAUUCGAAUAGCUUCGCUCUUGAGAAAUGGUCAUACAGCUAAGUACUUUUGCUUCUUAAUAUGAUGAGAAGCAUUGGACUGGGGUUGUAACUGGAAGCUCUUGAAUGGGGAUGCAAUGGAAGAGACACUGAAAAUAAAAACAUUACGGUUAAUUUAAUUCAGCCAAAUUAUCUUUACCGAUCUAGCUCUUUGCUUGGUUGAAGAAAGUAUUGUUGCGUUGUGUCUUCAAGACCACGUCAUGAUAAAACGAUAUCAAUUCUGUCAGCAAAAUGAAAUUUUCCUCUGAACUCGAAUUCGGUACCCAUUAAAACAGUGCACUAUCUGGCUACAUUUCAAAAGAACUGCGUUCACCUCCCUGCUUUUUUGAAAUUUUGUAAUAUUACGAGCAGGCACGAAGCCAGCACUGAAAAGUUGGAUGGGCAACAGGGGCGAAGCCAAAAUGUUUUUUUGGAGGGAUAGUGCUGCCUUUUGCCGACAAAAAGGCGUGUCUUAUUCUUUUUGGGUGUGGUCAUAAAAUAAGUAACUCUAUAUGCUGUUUUUGUGUUUCUAACUUAUUAUUCAAAAUUCUAAAGUUUCAGUUUGUAUUUUUAGUGCAAACUUUGAAAUUUUAGCUGCUACAGAAAUAUUAGCACAUUACAACUGUUUCAAAAAGAUUAUAAUUAUACUAUACAGGGUGAGAAAAAAAUUAUGUGCCGACAAAAAAUAGAAAAUCAUCAAACGGCAGUGAUCUUAAUGAUUAUCUUUCAAAAUGAAUAUAGCAUUUUCUAAGGGAAAUUAGCUACGGGGCAAACCUUUGUUUAUAUAAAAAAGGGACCAUGGCCUACUGCUUAAAACAAUGGAAAGUCACGUGGGCUGCAGGGGCAAUUCCCCCCCAGUAAGUAUGUUGAAAAAGGCCUCGUUUUGCAGCUUGGCGUCUUCGUUGGGACGAAAACAAGCAUUCAACUAAAGAUAUCUUUGAUUCAACGUAGGCUGCUUGAUAUAGCCAAAGAUAGUAUUUCUGGCACUAAAGUUUUUUUCAUAACUUGGGAUCGCUUCUUAAAAUAUCAAGUGACCCAUGAUUAGAAAACUACUCAUUUGGUGAAACUUCCACAACAAUAAUGAACCUUGUUUCAUUAAUCGAAAUAAAACCAUUUUCAACACAGGGUCGGAUCCAGAGCGAAUUUAAAGGAAGGGCAGUUGGUAGUGGGGGCGCUGAAAGAUUUUCAGAAAUUGGCGACUAGUGUACGCUGUAUACAACAAUUUAAGACCCUAACUACUGACAGAAGGCUCUCUAUUCACUUUGUAAGGGAAUUUUCAAA
Rhopilema esculentum is the source of this 4267-nucleotide messenger RNA. RefSeq lists its product as uncharacterized. The record is from RefSeq and is a predicted model, not a curated record. Lineage: Eukaryota; Metazoa; Cnidaria; Scyphozoa; Rhizostomeae; Rhizostomatidae.